AUGGGCGCCACCCCAUUCCAUCGAUCCAUCCUCGAAGUUCGGUUGCCGAAGCACUUCGACAAACCAACGGACAUGAGGUACGAUGGAACCCAAGACCCUCUGGAACACCUCACAGCCUUCGAAGCUAGGAUGAAUCUGGAGGGAGUAGGGGACGAGGUGAGAUGCCGAGCCUUCCCGGUGACCCUGGCAGGACCCGCGAUCAGAUGGUUUAACGGCCUCCCGCAGGGGUCCAUCUACAGGUUUUCGGACAUCAGCCGUGCCUUCCUAGCCCAAUUCACAACACGAAUAGCAAAGGCAAAGCACCCGAUCAACCUUCUGGGGAUAACCUUGAGACCAGGAGAGCCGACCAGAAAAUACCUGGACCGGUUCAACGACGAAUGGUUGGAAAUUGACGGCCUAACCAAUUCGGUGGCCAGCCUUUGCCUGACGAAUGACCUCCUCAACGAGGACUUUCGAAAGUACCUUACCACGAAACCAGUUUGGACGAUGCACGAGAUCCAAACGAUAGUCAAGGAGUACAUAAAUGACGAGGAAGUCUGCCAAGUCGUGGCUGCCAAUAAACGACACUCCGGCUACAACCAACCUAGGCAACAAGUUUAUCAGCAAAUUGUCGAGAAAGGAAUCCUAUCGAAGCCCCGACCACUUAAGGACCGUACGGGGGGAAACAAAAACUUCUAUUGUGACUAUCACAAGGGCUAUGGUCACCAAACACAGGACUGUUUUGACCUGAAAGAUGCACUAGAACAAGCGAUAAGGGAUGGUAAACUAACAGAAUUCUCCCAUCUUAUAAGGGAGCCGAGGAGGCGUCAUCGCGACCAAGACGAAGAAGGCAAAACCCGGUCGGCAAAGCGGCGACAAGAGCCAGAAGACAGAGAUCACGGCCUCACCGUGAUAAACGUAGUGACAGCCAAAAACGCCGCGCCAAGGUCGUGA
Messenger RNA from Arachis duranensis, 933 nucleotides. RefSeq lists its product as uncharacterized. The transcript is spliced from 2 exons. The record is from RefSeq and is a predicted model, not a curated record. The coding region runs from base 1 to 933 and encodes 310 amino acids. NCBI's taxonomy places the organism in Eukaryota, Viridiplantae, Streptophyta, Magnoliopsida, Fabales, Fabaceae.